This is a messenger RNA of Parnassius mnemosyne (clouded apollo), 1020 nucleotides long. Lineage: Eukaryota; Metazoa; Arthropoda; Insecta; Lepidoptera; Papilionidae. The record is from the annotation of a GenBank genome assembly.
AUGAACAUAUUAUCGCAUAAUUAUGAUGUUAUAAUAUUAACCGAGACUUGGUUACAUGAUUGCAUUGUAAACAGUGAAUUUGUGGAUUCCCGCUACAGCGUGUUCCGUUGCGACCGAGAUCGCGCUGUAACAAAGCGUCACGAUGGUGGCGGGGUGUUGGUGGCUGUAUUACGCUCGCUGCGUGCAGUGCGCUGCGUGCUCGCACUUCCCGCUGUCCCCCUCGAUAUCCCACCCAUCAUAGAUCAUAUUCUACUAGAAUUUCACAUCGGUAAGUCUUAUUAUUUAUUAAGCGCGAAUUACAUACCACCCGGUCUAGAUUCUGAUAUAUAUUUUAAUUAUUUUAAUAAACUAGAAGAGAUAAUACAGUUAAAUGGAUAUGAUAACUAUUAUUUAAUUGGCGAUUUCAAUUUGCCUUGUCUUGACUGGUAUCUAGAUGGAACUCAAGCAAAACUUCUAGGUUUAAGCAAUACUACGCCACCAUAUUCUCACUUAGUAAAUUUCAUGUCCGUCAUGGACUGUAUACAAGUGAAUAUUUUUAAAAAUAAUAUGAAUAGGUUACUCGAUUUAUGCCUAACUAAUGUACACAAUAGUAAAACAUUCUCUGCGCCUAUCACUCUAGUCCCGCCUGACGUACAUCAUCCUCCUUAUUACCUCUUAAUACCAAUUGAUAAUAACCUAUCCAAACCUAUGCCAACGAAUCCACGUUUAAGAUAUUGUUACAAGAAUGCUAAUUAUAAACAAAUCAGUAACGAUAUGUUAGAAAUUAAUUGGUGUGAACUAUUUCAAAAUAAAACUGCCGAAGAAAGUGUUAACGUUUUCUAUGAAAAUAUAUUUGAUCUUAUACGUAAACGCGUUCCCUCUAAACGGGAUUCCAAUUCAAAAUUUCCAGUAUGGUUUAGCCCUGCAUUGAUACACAUAUUUAAGAAUAAAAACAAAGCUUGGAUUAAGGCGCAGGUUGAGCAAAAUGUCGCGCUAGUCGUUAUUUGUGCGGUUUUUAGGAGCUAUCUACUUUUUAUUUAA